Fusarium verticillioides 7600 is the source of this 1550-nucleotide messenger RNA. RefSeq names its product tyrosyl-tRNA synthetase. The transcript has a single exon. Gene Ontology annotation, molecular function: ATP binding; tyrosine-tRNA ligase activity. The record is from RefSeq and is a predicted model, not a curated record. The coding region runs from base 118 to 1242 and encodes 374 amino acids. Gene Ontology annotation, biological process: tyrosyl-tRNA aminoacylation. NCBI's taxonomy places the organism in Eukaryota, Fungi, Ascomycota, Sordariomycetes, Hypocreales, Nectriaceae.
CACCCUGGUGACACAAAUAAAUAUUAUAAGGUGAUGCUGCACCUCGCCUACAGUUCUUCGACUCUUCUCUGAGAUCGCAUUAACCUGGCCCAUCGCGCCGCUCGACACCCAACCACGAUGUCACCAGAUGAAUCAAUCACCCUCAUCAAGGCUAACUUGGCUGAAGUCCUGAACCCCGAGAUACUCGACAAUGUGAUUCUCAAAGAAGACCGACCCCUCCGCGUCUACUGGGGAACCGCCCCAACAGGGAAACCACACUGCGGCUACUUCGUACCCAUGGUCAAGAUCGCUGAGCUCCUCCCCGCAGGGUGCCAUGUCAAGAUCCUCCUCGCCGACAAACACGCACACAUGGAUAGUCACGCGCCCCUUGAAGUGAUCAAGCACCGAUGCGAAUACUACAGACUGCUCAUCAACAGCUCGCUCAAAGCUAUCGGCGUCGAUGUCUCCAAGCUUGAGUUUGUGGUUGGAAGCUCAUUCCAGGACAGCAAAGAAUACCAGGACGACCGAUUUCGCUUCUCGAAUAAUGUCAAGGUGUCACAACUGAUCAAGGCUGGCUCUGAAGUCGUCAAACAAGGCGAGAAUCCGACGCUGGGUAGCGUGGAAUAUCCCAUAUGGCAAAGUCUCGAUGAAGAGUAUCUCGAUGCUGACGCGGAGCUGGGCGGAGUCGAUCAACGAAAAUUAUUUACUUUUGCUAUUGAUCAUAUGCCGAAGCUUGGCUACAAACUGCGAGCUCACUUAAUGAACGCCAUGGUUCCCGGGCUCGGAGAGGCACAGAAGAUGAGUUCAAGCGAGCCCAGCUCCAAGAUCAAUAUUCUCGAUACUCCAGAAGAAGUCACCAAAAAUCUAAGAAAAGCGGUGUGCACCCCCAAGGAAGUGGAAGGAAACGGUGUCCUUGCGUUUAUAGAACAUGUCAUCUUCCGCGUCGAGUCAUUGAAAACUGAUGGCAAGCCAACGUUCACGGUUGAAACACGAGAUGGCCAGACAUUGGUCUACGAGGAUAUUUCCAAGCUGAAGGAGGAUUACAAGAGUGAUAUUUUGACGCCACAGGCAAUUAAGCCCGCAAUGAUCAAAGCGCUCAAUAAUCUUCUGGAUCCCAUACGGAACGACUUUGAGUCAGGUGAUGAGUGGCAGCGCAUCGCCGAGCUGGCUUACCCGAUUCACGUGAAGCCAAAGAAAGGGAACAAGGUGAAAAGCAAUGGCAAGAUAUCUAGAGAGCUGCCUAUCCGAGUUGGGCACGUUUAAAACCAAGAGUUGGAUGUUCCUUAAUACCAACUAAAUUACAUCUUGCAUAAUUUAGCACUUUGGCCUUUUACCACUUUUAAAACCUCAGAAUUAUCGGCUGGUUGCAGAUCGAUGACUGGUCCUUUAUACACCUAAACUACGGUUUAAUACACAUAGGUGGACUUGGGAUUUGAAAGCUUGCUAAUAGUGAUGUUGAUAUACAAAGGCUCAAGCCUGCAAACCGACGCCUCUAUAUUUAGCACUUGACAUCUUGAUUUACUAUAUUACGGAAGCUCUAGCGAGAUGCGAAACACCAGUUCAUUACCAAG